AUGACAGUUACCUGGACAAGUGGAUAUGACAUACAUGAAGUUGUACCCUUUGUGGAAUGGGGUCCAAAGGGCGGAAGACAGGGACAAUCUGCUGCUGAAACAUUGACAUUUAAUCGUAACAGCAUGUGUGGUGAACCAGGGCGAACUGUUGGCUGGCGUGAUCCUGGUUUUAUACACACGAGUUUCCAACAUAGAAUUUUAUCCAGAGCAGGUUUAGGCGACGAAACGUGUUUACCGAAGGGAAUAACUUCCCGUCCGCCAAAUAUAUGUAUGGAAGUAGCGCGCCAAGAAGAAGAAGUAGUAAUGUUCGGAGCAUUAUAUGCACUUUUUGCUAAAACAAGUGUUAAUUCAAGAGAUAUUGAUAUUCUUUAG
This is a messenger RNA of Lathyrus sativus (Indian pea), 372 nucleotides long. The record is from the annotation of a GenBank genome assembly. NCBI's taxonomy places the organism in Eukaryota, Viridiplantae, Streptophyta, Magnoliopsida, Fabales, Fabaceae.